AGCAUGAGGUAACUUUUCGUAAGAAUUUGCGUUAGAUAACCUGAAAACCGAAAGUACGGGACCGGGGAGAGAGAAUUGCCCAGAAAAGCAAAUUUAAAAUUUAAAAAAUUUAAACUUUUCGGAAGGAUGGGAUAUCGUGGCAGUGGCUCCUAAAUCCUUUCGGUGACAAUCUUUUGUGAUUACUGAUUUCGGUUACGGUGGAGAAAUUCCUUUUUUAGGUGAGCGCAUUUUCUGCCGUGUAUUUGGAAAUCCACUGCCGUGUGUUUCACUAUUUGGCGAUAUGGGUAUGGACCUGGUUGGAGGCUGUGGCUACGGCGGCGGCGGCGGUACGAGUGGCGGGAGUUGUAGUUGCUGUGACAUGACCGUCAAAUGCUCUUGUAGAUGGAGGCUGGAACCCCAUCACCACUUCUACAGCCGCUUAUUUUCUUCUGGCUUCGUUUUCUUUUUUGUGUGUCUGGUAUUGUUCGGAUCGAUUGCCACCCUUUAUGUUUGGCUUUUGUUCACGCCGUCUUUUCGGAUGGACUUGUCAUCGUUCGGCUGUCAGGAGGACAAUGAGGGUUCUUGGUCAAUUGGGAUUUUCUACGGUGAUUCUCCCUUCUCUCUGAAACCCAUCGAAGCUGUAAACGUGUGGAAAAAUGAAACUGCUGCUUGGCCGGUAGCCAACCCCGUGGUAACUUGCGCUUCACUUUCUGAUGCUGGUUUUCAGAGCAAUUUUGUAGCUGAUCCUUUUCUUUAUAUUCAGGGAGGAACAUUUUACCUAUUCUAUGAGACAAAGAAUUCAAUCACUUCGCAAGGAGAUGUUGGAGUCGCCAAGAGUACUGACAAUGGAGUUACAUGGCAACAAUUAGGCAUUGCCUUGAAUGAGGACUGGCAUCUUUCUUAUCCAUAUGUCUUUGAAUAUCUUGGCCAGAUAUAUAUGAUGCCUGAUAGCAGUAAAAAAGGUGAACUUCGUGUCUACAGAGCACUUAACUUUCCUUUGCAAUGGAAAUUGGAAAAGGUGAUCAUGAAGAGGCCCCUUGUUGAUUCUUCAAUCAUUAAUUAUGAUGGCAAGUAUUGGCUUUUUGGCUCAGAUCAUAGUGGUUUUGGGACCAAGAAAAAUGGGCAGUUGGAGAUUUGGCAUAGUAGUUCACCUCUUGGUCCUUGGAUACCUCACCGGAAAAGCCCCAUAUAUAACAUUGACAAAAGUGUGGGAACUCCCAAUGGAGGCAGGCCAUUUUUCUACAGAGGGAAUCUUUUCCGUAUUGGUCAGGACUCUGAUGAAGUGUAUGCUAAACGAGUCCGCAUUUUUAAGAUAGAAGCUCUUACCAAUGAAGAGUAUAAAGAAACUGAAGUACCCUUCAAUUUUGUUGAGCCUGAAAAGGGUCCAAAUGCCUGGAAUGGUGCUCGACACCAUCACUUAGAUGUGCAGCAGCUGCCAUCUGGUGGUUGGAUUGCAGUUAUGGAUGGGGAUCGUGUUCACGCUGGGGACUUAGUCCGACGCUUCAUCAUUGGCUAUGCUUCAAUAAUAGGUGCUUCUGUUCUCGUUGUGCUAAUGGGUGUGUUACUUGGACUUGUCAACUGUAUUUUCCCUCACAGCUGGUUCGUACAUAGCUCUGGGAAGAGGAACAUUUCUUUCAUGGCUUGGGAAAGAUCAAAUUUGUUCUUGUCCCGAGUUAUAAGGCUUUUGAGCCGCGUAAACCGGGCCCUGACAUCUGUCCGAGUUAAAAUCAAGCAGAGUACGUGUGCUAGGAGGGUGGUUCUUGCUAUGGUAUUUGCGGUGGUGGUUGGAUUAAUUUGUCAAGGGGUUAAAAAUAUCUACGGGGGCAAUGGUUCAGAACCACCAUACCCCUGGAAAGGACAGUAUUCUCAAUUCACAUUAUUGACUAUGACCUAUGAUGCUCGUCUCUGGAACUUGAAGAUGUACGUGAAACAUUAUUCAAGAUGUUCUUCUGUGCGGGAGAUUGUUGUGGUUUGGAACAAGGGAGUUCCUCCCAAACCGAGUGAUCUGGAUUCAGCAGUACCAUUGAGGAUCAGGGUAGAGGAAAGAAACUCACUGAAUAAUCGAUUCAAGGUGGAUCCAUUGAUUGAAACACGAGCCGUCCUUGAGCUUGACGACGACAUUAUGAUGACAUGUGAUGAUGUCGAGCGAGGUUUUAACUUAUGGCGUCAGCACCCAGAUCGGAUCGUCGGAUUCUAUCCCCGGUUCAUCAAUGGGGACCCAUUAACAUAUAGGCCAGAAAGAUAUGCCCGAAGGCAUAAAGGGUAUAAUAUGAUUCUUACCGGCGCAGCUUUCAUCGAUGCUCAAGUAGCUUUCAAGAGGUACUGGGGUGAAGAAGCCAAGCCAGGGAGGGAUCUGGUGGACAAGUAUUUUAACUGUGAAGAUGUGCUCUUAAAUUAUUUGUAUGCCAAUGCAAGUUCAGAGUCACCCAGGACAGUUGAUUAUGUGAGACCAGCUUGGGCCAUUGACACAUCAAAGUUCUCUGGUGCAGCAAUCAGCAAGAACACAAAAGUGCAUUAUCAGUUGAGAAGUAAUUGCCUUGUUAAAUUCUCACAGAUGUAUGGUAGUUUGGGUCCCAAGUGUGAAUUUAACGGUCGGAAAGAUGGUUGGGAUUUAUAGUAGAGGAUGGUUUUCACAGGUAGGUCGGUCAAUCUUUGCUGAUCCUUAGUUUUACCCCAUUGAAUUUUUUGCUGGGGAUUUUCACGAGAUUUGGUUUGCGAUUUGUAAAUAUGUUCUUCUAUGAUUGCCUCUUAGAUGAGAGAUCUCGGGCAUUGAUUAUUAUUCUUAAUAUCUUAUCAAUCUACAGUUUUAAUGAUUAAUAUUUUUAUUUUUA
Molecule: messenger RNA, 2810 nt
Organism: Neltuma alba
Lineage: Eukaryota; Viridiplantae; Streptophyta; Magnoliopsida; Fabales; Fabaceae
Product: glucosamine inositolphosphorylceramide transferase 1
Exons: 4
Coding region: 281-2596 (771 amino acids)
Cellular component (GO): membrane
Molecular function (GO): glycosyltransferase activity
Source: RefSeq, a predicted model, not a curated record